Molecule: messenger RNA, 2054 nt
Organism: Sardina pilchardus (European sardine)
Lineage: Eukaryota; Metazoa; Chordata; Actinopteri; Clupeiformes; Clupeidae
Exons: 7
Coding region: 264-1517 (417 amino acids)
Source: RefSeq, a predicted model, not a curated record
AAGUGAUGGCUCCCUCUCGCGUAGAAUGGCCAAUCGAUGUAAUUAAUUCAUCGAUAACGUAUUGAAUUGAACAAUUUCUUAUGCAAAAAAAGAAAACAGAAUUCUUACUUAGAAAGCACCGUCGUUCUAGCUGUGAAGAUGUCUAAGCGCACCGCCAUUUUCAUCGUAUCUCCUCAGCCAAUGCACCCCUAGCUGCCGAGUGUCCUAGCGUGUGUAGAUGUGUCCUAGAUCCCUUUUAGUAGGCCUACGAAGUUGAAAAGAUCAUGGAUGGCCGAACUACAGUGCAAUAUUUUACAAUCUCAGACACAGCAAAACUAAUUAAACUCCGCACAGAACAUGAUGUCCUAUUUGAUUGCAAGACAAAGGGUGCUAAAGCAGCCUGGAGUUUAAUAUUAAAGGAGAUGGGCCUGGUCGGAGUUGUCACUACUGAGCAGCUGUCUAAAAAAUGGGAGAAUAUGAAAAGGAAAUAUAAGGAACUGAAGUGUCCUGCUCCUGGCAUGGAAAAAGAGGCAGCAAAGGGGGCCGUCACUUGGCAGUGGUUCAGUAUGUUGGACAAGGCCCUUGGGAACCAGUUCCCCUUACCUACAGUGGUCACAGCAGCAGAGGACAGCAGUGCCAGCCUGGAUGGCAUGGAUGAUCGAAGCACAGUGCAGUACUCCUACACUUUUACAAUUUCAGACACAACAAAACUAAUUAAACUCCGCACAGAAUAUGAUGCCCUAUUUGAUGGCAAGACAAAGGGUGCUAAAGCAGCCUGGAGUUUAAUAUUAAAGGAGAUGGGCCUGGAGGGAGUUGCCACUACUGCACAGCUGUCUAAAAAAUGGGAGAAUAUGAAAAGGAAAUAUAAGGAACUGAAGUGUCCUGCUCCUGGCAUGGAAAAAGAGGCAGCAAAGGGGGCCGUCACUUGGCACUGGUUCAGUAUGUUGGACAAGGCCCUUGGGAACCAGUUUCCCUUACCUACAGUGGUGACAGCAGCAGAGGACAGCUGUGCCAGCCUUUCCACCAAGAGAGUGUGCCUUGGACAACAGGGGAAUGAUGUCCUAAAGCUGCUCCCAAACACACCCCUGCCAGAUUACAUGGAGACUGAAGACACUCUCAGUAGUGACUACUCUGAAAGAGAGCCUGACAUGGACCUGGAGACCGAGAUGGCUAGCCUGAGGAGGGAGCGGCUGGAGUUGGAGGGGGAACAGGCAGAGGUGCACAGAGAGCGUCUGUUGCUGGAGAGAGAACGGAAACUCUUGGAGAGGGAGAGAACAGCCAUGGAGAGAGACGAAACACAACUAGGGAAGGACUGGGCCACCGUGAAACGAGACAGGGCAGUUCUGGAACAGGACAUGGUCAGACUCGAGAAGGACCUGGCGUCACUAGAAAGGGACAAGGUGGCAGUCGCAAGGGAGCGGGAAGAGUUAAGUAAAGACCGUGAGAACAAUAUCGCCCACUCUGAGGCCAACUCAUCGACUCUCGAGGACAGGCAGAAAUUGAGGUCUCUAUUUGAGAAACUCAUUGAGAAAUUCUAAACUCACUGUACCAAAAACAAUGAUGGAAGUUGAGAAUAAUUCCUGCUGAAGACAGCCAUACAUUACACUGAAACUGAACAUUGAAUGUAUUCACAGUACAUCACUUCAGGUAUUGCCACAUUAUCCUUUAAUUGAACAACAUACCUGCUGUUUUUAUCUGUGAGCCUCAUUGUGCGUGAUGUCAUUAUAUAAGCUACAUGGCUGAUAGAAAGAAAAUGAUCUGUGCCUGAAAUUAUCAAAUACAUUCAAAGACAAUAUAGAGAGUAUCCUUUCUCGACAUCGUACAUGGCCGAGCUCAAGCCUGAAUUCAGGCACCACGCCCGAACUCUAACAGGGCUGAAGCUAGUAUAGCCACAAUAUAAGCAAUAUUAGUGUUUUGACGGACCAAAGUGCAUUUCAUUUAAAGUAAAGGAAAACAGAUUUACAAGUCUGAACUGUUAAACUUUUGCCUUUUUGAACUGUUGGGACUUUUUCAUUCAUUCAUACCUUAGCUGGUCUUUGGUGGGCCAAAAAUGAUUCUUGUUUUUGUAUGGUGAC